Molecule: messenger RNA, 2046 nt
Organism: Corvus hawaiiensis (hawaiian crow)
Lineage: Eukaryota; Metazoa; Chordata; Aves; Passeriformes; Corvidae
Product: zinc finger protein 3 homolog
Exons: 4
Coding region: 194-1474 (426 amino acids)
Biological process (GO): regulation of transcription by RNA polymerase II; central nervous system development
Cellular component (GO): nucleus
Molecular function (GO): DNA-binding transcription factor activity, RNA polymerase II-specific; RNA polymerase II cis-regulatory region sequence-specific DNA binding
Source: RefSeq, a predicted model, not a curated record
AGGAGCAGGAGGAGGGAGGAAGAGGCGGAGCGGCAGCGGGAAGCUGGAAGAGAGGAGGAGAGGCGGGAUCACGCGGCUCCAGCGCUCGCUGAACUCGCAGCCCCCCGGGACCAUCGCCCCCCAUCCCGCAGACCAGGAUUUCCCAUUCCCAAACCUUGGUCAGAUAUAGGAGGAGGCUGAGAGGAAGAGGAAGAUGCCCCGUGACCCCCAGGCAGACAAGGAGCUGAGGACGGAGCCCAGGGAGGACAAAUCCCCGCAGCAGAACCUGGUGGAAGAGGCUGUUUUGAGUGGCUCCACGGCACAGGAAUCCAACGGGGAGGAAAAAGCGCGGAGACCCCGCAGGAGGAGGGGCUGCAAACGCAGCCCAGGGUGCUCUGAGGAGGACAGACCAACCCUGUGCCGGGAAGGCGGCCAGAGAUUGAGCCGGAGCUCAGACCUGGUGGUCCAUGAGCAGCUUCACAGUGGGGAGAAGCCCUACAAGUGUGGGGAAUGUCGGAAGAGCUUCAGCCGGAGCUCCCACCUGAUCCGCCACCAGAGGGUCCACACUGGGGAACGGCCCUAUGAGUGUGGGGAAUGCCGGAAGAGCUUCAGCACGAGCUCCCACUUGAUCCGCCACCAGAGGGUCCACACUGGGGAACGGCCCUACGAGUGUGGGGAAUGUGGGAAGAGCUUCAGCCAGAGCUCCAGCCUCAUCUGCCACCAGAUGAUCCACACUGGGGAACGGCCCUAUGAGUGUGGGGAAUGUGGGAAGAGCUUCAGAGACAUCUCCAUCCUGCUCCGCCACCAGAGGAUCCACACUGGGGAACGGCCCUAUGAGUGUGGGGAAUGUGGGAAGAGCUUCAGAGACAUCUUCACCCUGCUCUGCCACCAGAGGAUCCACACUGGGGAACGGCCCUAUGAGUGUGGGGAAUGUGGGAAGAGCUUCAGCCAGAGCUCCACCCUGCUCCGCCACCAGAGGAUCCAUACUGGGGAACGGCCCUAUGAGUGUGGGGAAUGUGGGAAGAGCUUCAGCCAGAGCUCUGUCCUGCUCCGCCACCAGAGGAUCCACACGCGAGAGAGGCCCUACAAGUGUGAUGAAUGCCAGAAGAGCUUCAGCACGAGCUCCACCCUCCUCCAGCACCAGAUGAUCCACACGGGGGAACGGCCCUAUGAGUGUGGGGAAUGUGGGAAGAGCUUCAGCACAAGCUCCAGCCUGAUCGUCCACCAGCGCAUCCACACGGGAGAGAGGCCCUAUGAGUGUUCCGAGUGUGGGAAGAGGUUUCAGACCAGCUCCAAUCUCCUCCGGCACCAGCGGAUUCACACAGAGGAGAGGCCCUUCCGCUGCCCCGACUGCAGGAAGGGCUUCAGGCACAACUCCACCCUUGUCAGGCACCGGCGCAUCCACACCGGGGAGAGACCCUACGAGUGUCCCCAGUGUGGGAAGAGCUUCUCCAGCAGCUCGCAGUUGACCAGACACCAACGGAGGCACCGGUAAGGGAAGCCCUGUGAGUGCCCCAAGUGCAGGAAGAGCUUCAUCCUCUACUCCAACUUCAUCCCCCAGUGGGGGACCCACAUUUGGCAGAGCCUUGGUGACCCACAUUCCCCGUGAUCCAGUUUGGGAAGAGCCCUGGCUGGUGCUCUCCACGUCCUCCUGGAUCCCCAUAGGCACCUGAGUGAACGUAGGGGCUGGAACAUCCAUCGGGACUCUGAUUGAAAUCGGAAAUUCAUUGGGAAGAGCUGAUUUGUUGAGUUUACGGCCCAAAAAUUCUCACCUGCUCUGUCCAGUUGUUUCUUCUGGUGGCAUCCAGCAAUCCUGGAUGAUCUUGGAGGUCUUUUUCAACCUAAAUAGUUUCCUGCUUCAUCCUGUCAAAACAACCAAAAUUGGGGUUGAAAUAAAGGAAUUCAACAAAGGGCUUGCGGGUGUCUGUCCCAGUCCCUGGCCUGGGUCUCCCCGUUUGGGGUGUGCCCCCCAAAGUGCCCAAAUCGCUGCUGAAGUGCCUGAGCUGCUCCCGGCUGGGGAUGUUCCUGUCCACCAAGCUCUCCUGGUCAGUGCCAUGGGGGGCUGGG